UCCUUUUUGGUUAUUGCUGCCUGCGUUUUUAUAUUUUCCUUUUUUGGGUUUAGUUGUUUUCUCACUCUCACCUGCUUAUCUCCACUGGCCAUCGUCUCUUCACAAAGCUUAUCUACUCUUCCCGGUGGAGUAUUUGAUUCAAAGACUUCUUUUUCUUCAGUUGAUACUCUCUUCAGUCUUUGUAUUUAGUCUUUCGCCGGUGGAACUUUUUUCGCUGCAACAGCGGAGGAUCCCGAAAGCCCACCAAUUAUCACCACCACAAGUAUAGCUAAUGCGAGGCUUUCUUGUCCAAAAAGAGUGAUACCCUUUUGGAUUUAAUCGAAAUGCAGGCCAUUUUCUUGGGCGUUUGAGUUCUCAUUUUGUUCUGCGAGACAUUGCCCUUUUCUCUCCCGAUCUUGCCACAGUGAUCAUGAUUUAUCUCAAGAUUCUUGGUUUUCUUGGGCGAUUCUCCCCGUGUCUGUGAAUCAUUGCGGCGUGUAUUCUAGUGGUGCAUGGUUUCAAGAACCUUUCCGCUCUAGAAAUCUUCUCCACUGGAGGUGUCUUGGUUCUUCAGCAGAGAUUCUUGGUGGGUUUUCAACUGAAAAUCUCAUCUGGGUUCAGGUACUGAGUCUUUUCUCUACUGAUAUGCGGUAAUGAAUCUACUUUAAUUUUUGGACUCAAUAGUCUAAUUAUGGAGGAGUAUUAAUCGCUCAAUUGACAGUUCCGAGCACGGGAUUUCAACUGUUCUUUACUUAUUCUUAAUUCGGCAAUUAGUAUUUUUUUUUUCAAAAUUCUGGUAUCAUUGAGAAAUGCUGGGAAGAUUCCGAAAUUCUUGAGUUUCAAAUUGGUCUGUGAAAGCUUCUUUUACAAGAAAUUCCAAAAGAGAACCCAAAAGAAAACAAAGAAUUGCAACGGUUGGAACCUUCAAAGCUGCUUUGUACUCUUUCCUUGGCGAAUCUAUCUUAUUUAUACAGUAACCGUUGCUCUUCCAUUUAAUGGGGAUGGAGAAAUAUUCUUGUCACUCAUGAACUAUUGGAUUGGUAGUCUAAGACCGAGUGCUUUUGAAGUUUCUUUGGAAGAAUUUAGUGCAUUCCCUCAGUGUUUCUUUUUUUCAUAUCCUUGGAUCUGAAGCUCUAUUAAUUUAGAAGAAUUUUGGUGUUGACAUCCUGGCUGUUUUACUGUGGGGUUUCAUAAGGUUAAGCUGGUGGCAUUGUGCUGAAGUUUUCAAAGCAUCCAUGGGGCUUCUUCGAAGUCUCGUGAUGAUGCUUCUUUUCAUAUGGUUUUUCUGGUUGCCGGGUCAUAGGGCUCAACUGCCUAACUCUGCGCGGGAGCUUGAUGCUCUCCUACAAGACUAUGCUUACAAGGCAUUAGUUCGUCCCAGGACUGGCUUGCCUUAUGAUGGGACUGUUCCCUUGGAUUUGGAUGGGAUUAAGAUUGCAGCGUUGAGGCUCAGGAGUGGCAGCUUUAGGAGGAAAGGUUUUGACAUGUAUAAAGAGUUUGUGAUCCCCCAAGGAGUUAUUGAGCAGCCUUAUGUGGAGAGGCUUGUGUUGGUCUACCAAAAUUUGGGAAAUUGGUCUAUGCGUUAUUAUCCACUGGCUGGAUACACUUACCUUGCUCCAGUUCUGGGUCUUCUUGCUUAUAAUGCCUCCAAUUUAACUGCUACAAAUUUACCGGAAUUGGAUAUUAAGGCAUCUGACAAACCCAUAACCAUGAAAUUCCCAGAUGUGAAAUCAGCUCCUGAUGGAUAUAUUGCUAAGUGUGUGCGGUUUGAUUUACAAGGUAACAGUAGUUUUAGCAAUGUGGCUUCUGGCAACAAAUGUUCUACAAUUCAACAGGGGCAUUUUUCUAUAGUUGUUGAAUAUACUGCACCUUCUCCAGCACCAUCUGGUGGAGCUCCAAAUGUUCCAGAGCCAAAUGAAAAUGUUCCAGGGCCAAGUGAACAUGGAAAGAGUAAUUCUAAAGUGUGGAUAAUUGUUGGUUCUGUGCUGGGUGGAAUAUUGUUGUUGGCUCUUUUGUCAUUUCUAGUGCUGUGGGUGCAUAAAUUGAAGGAAAGGAAGAAAAUACAACAAAUGGAGAGGGCUGCAGAGGUGGGAGAAGCCCUGCAAAUGGCAUCAGUUGGGGAAAUGAAAGCACCUGCAGCAAUGGUGACUCGAACUCAACCAACCCUUGAGAAUGAAUAUGUGCCCUGACUCCCAUCAUUGUACAAGCUUCCUCUGCCUUUCCACAUCAAUUCUUAUUCAAGUUCAAUUCCUGUAUUCAGAAAUUCUUGUAAUUGCACCUAUUUUUGGUGGUGUCUCCUGCACGGUGCACUUCGGUCUUUAGUAGGCUCUUGGCUGUAGUGUGGGUAAUAUAGGAUUUUUGUGUAAAUCUGUUAUCACUCACAGACCGCCCAUAGAUUUACGAUUCAUUGUGGUGUGCAUUUAGCCAAAAGUGAUUCUAUAUGUGAUGAAUUUAGCUUCCCAUUGACAAAAAUAAAGCUAUGGUGCAUUCACUUCUGGAUUUUUUCUA
Molecule: messenger RNA, 2487 nt
Organism: Manihot esculenta (cassava)
Lineage: Eukaryota; Viridiplantae; Streptophyta; Magnoliopsida; Malpighiales; Euphorbiaceae
Exons: 1
Coding region: 1215-2168 (317 amino acids)
Cellular component (GO): membrane
Source: RefSeq, a predicted model, not a curated record